UUUAUUACUAUUUUAUAUUGUUUAUAGCCUUUAACGAAAAAUAGAUUGCGUAUGAACGUUUUGGCUUGAUAAUUUAGAGUUACACUGUUUUGUGGUGUUGUUAAUAUUGCUAGUUAAGAAUGGAAACGAUUUUAGAACAGCAGAGAAGUCUUCAUGAAGAGAAGGAACGUCUUCUUGAUGCCAUGAGAAAAGAAACACUCCAUGAAAAAACUACACUGAGAGAAAAUAUCAAUUCAGACUACAGAGUAAAGAUGCUUCUGGAUAGAAGCAUGGAAGUAUCCGCCACAUUAACUGAUUUGUACGAGGAUAAAGAUGGUCUCAGGAAAGAAGAAAUACAAGCACUUGCUGGACCUCAUGAGUUUCAAGAGUUUUAUAAACGUCUCAAGGUCAUCAAAGAAUUCCAUAGAAAACAUCCAAAUGAAAUAUUUGUUCCAAUGUCUGCGGAGUUUAACGCCUUGGAUGAAUCAAGAGAAAAACCAACUGAUGAAGUGAACAAUUUGGUUGAGUUUUCUGAUGAAGAAGCUUAUGGGAGGUUUCUUGACCUUCACGAAUGUUACAUGAAGUAUAUUAACCUCAAAGGUGUGGACCGAGUCAGCUAUGUUCGAUAUCUUGACAUUUUUGACAAACUUUUCGAAAUAAACAGAGACAAGAAGAAUCGGCAAUACAAAGAGUAUCUCCAAUCCCUUCUUCAAUAUCUCCUAUCAUUUCAUCGAAGAGUUAAAUCCCUUGUUGAUCUCACAGUAGAAUUCAAGGAGGUCGAAGCUAACUUCGAAAUCCAGUGGUCUCGGAUGGAAUUCCCGGGAUGGGGUAAAGAAGCUGGGAGCGCGAUGACAUACACGGGAGCCCAUUUGGAUCUAAGUCCUUUCUCUUCUUCUGAGGAGUUAUCCUCUCUUGGUCUUGACCGUCUUAAAUCAGCUUUAAUGGCGUUGAAUUUGAAAUGUGGGGGAACAUUAGAACAAAGGGCGGACAGACUUUUCUCAACUAAAGGAAAAAAUAUUCAUGAGUUAAACCCAGCUCUUUUCUCGAAAGCCAAAAACGCGAAAAAAGAGGACAAAAAUCGAGGCAAAGAGACAGCGUUUAUCGAGGCAAAGAUCUACCACAUGAUGGAGCAGUUGGGUGAGCAGCGACAAGCCACGCGUGACAACGUACAACGACGACAAGCGAGGACAGAAACGGAGCGACAAGAUGAUGGAGAGGAAGUAGUGUCUGAAAGUGAAAGUGAAGAAGAAGACGACGAGAUUAUUUAUAAUCCUAAGAAUCUCCCACUAGGUUGGGAUGGUAAACCAAUCCCUUACUGGUUGUACAAGUUGCAUGGGUUGAAUAUCAACUAUACAUGCGAGAUAUGCGGGAACCAAACCUACAGGGGGCCGAAAGCUUUCCAAAGACAUUUCUCGGAGUGGAGACACGCCCAUGGUAUGAGGUGCUUAGGAAUUCCCAACACAGCGCAUUUUGCUAAUGUUACUCAGAUAGAAGACGCUAUGGCUCUGUGGACAAAAAUCAAGCAAGCAAAAAGUUCGGAGCGUUGGAAUCCUGAGAAUGAAGAAGAAUAUGAAGAUAGUGCUGGGAAUGUGGUCACUAAGAAGACGUACGAGGACUUACAAAGACAAGGAUUGCUUUAAGCCUGUCUGUCUCAAUUUUUUAGAUGUCAAAUCAUAAAAUUUUUUUUUUACCAAAAAUCAGGAUUUUGUAAGAAAGACUGAAAACUGCUCUGUAUUUUCUGCAGUAAAAACAUGCAUUUGGUUAUUUUUGGUUAGGGCAAUUCUUUGAAUAAAGCUAAGUGUAAUACUCCUUAAAUGUAAAAGCAAUUAUUACACUUAAAUCCACACAAAUUCGUUCAAAAAAUGUCCAGACUUUGCAGUCAUAGUAAAACAAUCCUGCUGCUAAUAUGUGUGUAGCUAUUAGCCUAAUAAAGUUUUGUACA
Messenger RNA from Ciona intestinalis (vase tunicate), 1921 nucleotides. NCBI's taxonomy places the organism in Eukaryota, Metazoa, Chordata, Ascidiacea, Phlebobranchia, Cionidae. The record is from RefSeq and is a predicted model, not a curated record.